AUGGAAGCAUUGGCAGCCGUCAGCUUGGCAGGAAACAUUCUGCAGUUCGUUGAGACGAUCAAGAAAUUGGUUUCCUCGGCACAUCAAGUUUAUCAUAUCGGCAUAAGCGAGGACCAUUUGGAGAUAGACAGCCUGACGGACCACUUGCAAGCCUGGGUGUCGCGGGUGACGCCACCCGAUCCUCCAUCCGGCGUCUUGCUGAGCGAAGACGAAAAGUCAAUACGUGCGCUUGGCGCGCAAUGCAAUCAAGUCGCGCAACAACUUCUUGGAGUAGUGAACAACCUGAAAGUGACAAACAGAGACGGGACACAUGGCCGUAUCGAGAGCUUUUACAAAGCCUUGCUUGGAGUAUGGAAGCAAGGGGAAGUCGAAGCCCUACAAGCGCGGUUGGAGAGGAUCGGAGACAACAUACAGAAGCAUCUAGCCGCGUACGACUCGAAGAAGAUUCUGCAACGACUGGACGACCUCGAAAAAGGAAAUUAUCGCCUGGAGGCUCAUCGCGCCGAGGAGAUUAGCGAAUUGAGGACGCAGUUCAGUGAUAUCUUCACUAGCAUCGGGGACAACCUAGGAGAGGCUAACUCGAGGGCUCGCACGUCGACGAUCUUGCUCGGCGCAGCUGCCAAAGGCUCCCGGUACUCGGUAGAGCAAGCAAUACUAGAAGAUUUGCGCUUUGAUGCUAUCAACGACCGGCAUGACACAAUUCGGGACGCCCACGAGCAAACUUUGACGUGGCUAUUCGGCACAGACGACCAAUGCAGCCCUUCGACGUUCGAUGCAUGGCUCACCUCAGACGACGACUUGUAUUGGAUCUCUGGAAAGCCAGGGUCUGGCAAGUCAACGCUGAUGAAAUUCCUCUGUGAUCAUCCGCGCACUAUAGAGAAGCUCGAGAUCUGGUCAAAGAAAACGCGCCUCAUUCGCGCCGAAUACUUCUUUUGGGGCGCGGGGAGGCAGAACCUUCAAAAGUCGCAGGAGGGGCUUCUUCGGUCCAUCGUCUAUCAGAUCUUGCGGCAGUGCCCAGACUUGAUCCCGCAAACGUAUCCUAAUACAUGGCGGCUGUGUUUUCCCGAGGACCAGCAUCCAACACGGGCAGUGAGCACCACAGAAAGUGCAAGUGCCUUGGUCCCUUUAUCUGUCCUGGGCCUCCUGGCUACAAUACGCACUGUUUGCGACCUAGCUGCGCAGUCCGAGGCUAAAUUCUGCUUCUUCAUCGAUGGCCUGGACGAAUACGACGGGAAGCCCGCAGACGUGAUCGAUCUCAUACGAGCCUUAAGAACCCUGCCGAACGUCAAGUUAUGUCUUUCCAGCCGGGACUGGAAUGAAUUCGAUCAAGAAUUUGGCAAGGACCGGACGCAAAGACUGUAUAUGCAGGAUUUCAACCGCAACGAUAUCAGCGCGUACGUCCACGACACCUUCGCCAAGGACGAUAAUUACCAAGAAAUGGAGGACAGAGACACUGCCGGCAAGGAACUGAUAGAGGAGAUUGUUGAAGCGGCAAAUGGCGUCUUUCUAUGGGUCUUUCUUGUCGUUCGAUCGUUUCAAGAAGGCCUCACGAAUGCAGAUGACAUCUCUGACCUCCAGCAGAGAUUGCGAACUCUUCCCAAGGAUUUAAACGAGUACUUCGAGCGAAUUCUCCUGUUCGACGUGGUUGAAGACUACCGUAGGCAAUCUGCCGAGAUAUUCUGCGUCACAGUGAGUGCGACCGAAGAUUUGCCACUUAUUGCCUACUGGUUCAUAGGGAAAACAACCGACUACGCCUUGAAUCUGGAGCCGAACCCGAUCACACCACAGCUGCUGAAUAAACGUCGCAAGGACGUGAAGAAACAACUGAACGCUCGCUGCAAAGGACUGCUCGAGGCGGUGUUCUCCCGGAUUCGACACGCACGAGGCUAUCUGCAAAGCUUUGUUGGCUCAAAUAAAAAUUUCUCCCGAGGAGUCUGA
Diaporthe batatas is the source of this 1938-nucleotide messenger RNA. RefSeq lists its product as uncharacterized. The transcript is spliced from 2 exons. NCBI's taxonomy places the organism in Eukaryota, Fungi, Ascomycota, Sordariomycetes, Diaporthales, Diaporthaceae. Bases 1 to 1938 code for a protein of 645 amino acids. The record is from RefSeq and is a predicted model, not a curated record.